CACACACACACACACACACACACACACACACACACACACACACACACACACACACACACACACACACCAACACCCAGUGGAGAAACAGCUGAAUUUCCACUAAAUGUCAUGCUAAACAUUAUAAAAGGGGUGACCUGAACUUUUUCCAGAGCAUUCGACCUAAUAAUUGCUCUCUUGCUUGCAUCUAUCUGACGCUCGCACAACAGAGGCACCACAAAGGCCUUUGCUGAGGAGAAGGAUAACGCUAAAGCACACACAUAGAGUGACAUCUCAAGGAAAAGCACGACAGACAAAGGUGUGGGAGGAAUGCUUCAAAAUGGUGUUGGAACACACAAAGGUGGAGAUAACCGGAGUAGCCACCAAAAUCAGUACCAAGAGGAAGACUUUUCUACCUUUUCCAGCAUACAGAUGAAGUCUAGAGAAAGUAGUUCAUCUCUGAUCUCAGCUAAACCAAUGGCUACCAAGGUAGCUGUUGCCUUGGACAGUGAUUUCAGAGGUUCUGGCUCAUCUGGUCAGGUUCUGGCCAAUGAAAAUACAAGCAAACAUUUUAGACAGCACAGACCAUCAGUACUACGCAAAGGCAACCAGCCGUUCCCACAAGUUUGUGGUGUUCAUGAGUGGGUUGUGGACACUGUGUGUAAGACAGAACCUGACAGUGACCUGUCAGACCCUGUGCCACUUUACACCAGCCAAUCUGAAAGCAGACUCAGUGCCUCCGUGUCAAGUCCCCAAACUGGCAUUACAGAGCAUACUAGCAAGCAUUCAUACAGUGUUCCAGGUGGCUUUCUGUGUGUUAAAGGACAAUGCGGAUGGCCUGGGUGCUCAAAGAGCCGAGAAGUGUUUAAAGAAUAUGGCCAUUUCUUAAAACACCUUUCAACUGACCAUGCUCCUGGGGACAGAAGUAUAGCCCAGUUGAGGAUGCAGAAAGACAAAGUACAAUACAUGGAGAAUCAGUUGACUGCAGAGAGACAGAAACUGCAGGCUAUGCAGCUACACCUGUUUGAUGUCAAAUCUACCUCUGAGGAUGGUAACAGUGUGGAGAAGUCAGGACAUCUGUCAGGACUCCUGCAACCUGCAGCAUGUCAGAACGCAAAUGGUGUCUAUGACAGCGACAGAGCGGCAGCUGAAGCGCUAACACAAGGAUACUGGCAGAUCUCUACCUCACACGUUAUACCAGGGAUUAUCCCCAGUUUUGAGUAUUAUAAGUUAACAAACAUGAGGCCACCUUUCACCUACGCCUCCAUGAUACGAUGGGCCAUCCUGGAGUCCCCAGAAAAACAGCUUACGCUGAAUGAAAUCUACCAUUGGUUUACCCGCAUGUUUUUCUACUUUCGUCACAACACUGCCACAUGGAAGAACGCUGUUCGGCAUAACCUCAGUCUGCAUAAGUGCUUUGUGCGUGUUGAAGGAAGGAAAGGCUCUGUUUGGACCGUGGACGAAGAGGAAUUUCUGAGAAGAAAAGGACAAAAGUUUCACAGGGAACAGGAUAUGGGCUGGAUGGCACCUUUUCACCUGUUUCCUGUGACUCCACAAGGUGAAACUUACCAGAUGUGAGGCCCAAAUGGACUCCUAUUAAUACAUUGCAACAAUUUCAAUCACUAACAAUAUGUGACUCUGAAGACUAUGUGAAGCUAUUUUGUAAAUAUCCUAACGUAAAUAUCAAAUUAAUUUUUGAUUCGAAAUAUGCGUUAAGAAUUUCAUUUGGACAACUUUCAGUUUUCUCAAUAUUUAGAUUUCUCAAUUAUUCAGCAGUUCAAAUAGUUGCAUCUUGACCAAAUAUUGUUCUAACGAUAUCCUAACAAAUCAUCGUUCAAUGGAAAUCUUAUUUAUUCAGCUUUCAGAUAAUGUAUAAAUCUCAGUUUUGAAAAAUGUAGCCUUAUAACUGGUUUUGUAGUCCGGGGUCACAUAUUAACAGUUCGUGUAAGAAUUAUAAAUAUUAUGAUGGUUUAAAAUGGUGGUUUUAAACGAAUAACUGGCUGUCUAUUUCAGACUUAAUUAUAGUUUUGAUUUUUGUUCUUUUUUUUAGAAAAAAAAUAAAUGUGUAAGGAAUCACUAUGAAGUUUACAUAGUCCAAAGAAGUGUCUUCAGCAAAUAUUAUCCUUUUUGAAUUUUAAAUGUACUGAUUAAAAUGUACAUUAAUUUUUAUCAUUCCUACAGUUGUAUCAAUAAUAAUGAUGUUAAUGGCAUCGUAUGUAAAUACAUUUAAUAUUGUACUUAAUAUUGAUAACUAUGCUGUUAAACAAUAACUGUACAUGUUCUUUCUAUGAAGUAAUGAUGUAUGCAAAUAAAGGUUCGAACUGAAAUGUAAUCCAGCACUGUUGGACUGUUCUUCUGCUACAGUAUACACUACACAACGUCAUGUUUUGCUUCUAUAAACUAAAAU
Labeo rohita (rohu) is the source of this 2383-nucleotide messenger RNA. It is a transcript of the gene foxp3a, whose product is annotated as forkhead box P3a. Bases 307 to 1554 code for a protein of 415 amino acids. Gene Ontology annotation, molecular function: RNA polymerase II cis-regulatory region sequence-specific DNA binding; DNA-binding transcription repressor activity, RNA polymerase II-specific. NCBI's taxonomy places the organism in Eukaryota, Metazoa, Chordata, Actinopteri, Cypriniformes, Cyprinidae. Gene Ontology annotation, cellular component: nucleus. Gene Ontology annotation, biological process: regulation of transcription by RNA polymerase II. The record is from RefSeq and is a predicted model, not a curated record. The transcript is spliced from 13 exons.